This is a messenger RNA of Cydia amplana, 632 nucleotides long. RefSeq names its product gastrula zinc finger protein XlCGF7.1-like. The record is from RefSeq and is a predicted model, not a curated record. The coding region runs from base 1 to 558 and encodes 185 amino acids. Gene Ontology annotation, cellular component: chromatin; transcription regulator complex; PcG protein complex. NCBI's taxonomy places the organism in Eukaryota, Metazoa, Arthropoda, Insecta, Lepidoptera, Tortricidae. Gene Ontology annotation, molecular function: RNA polymerase II cis-regulatory region sequence-specific DNA binding; DNA-binding transcription factor activity, RNA polymerase II-specific. The transcript has 5 exons. Gene Ontology annotation, biological process: regulation of transcription by RNA polymerase II.
AUGCCCCACGCCUGCCCGCACUGCCCCAAGCACUACUCCACGCCCGUCGCGCUAGAAGCCGCACGCCUGCCCCCACUGCCUGAAGCACUACUCCACGCCCGUCGCGCUGCAGGUACACUUCACUUGACUUUGUACAUCGCCCUGAAGUGCCACAUCCGCUCACACACGGGGGAGAAGCCGCACGCCUGUCCGCACUGCCCCAAGCACUACUCCACGCCCGUCGCGCUGCAGUACCACAUCCGGUCGCACACGGGGGACAAGCCGCUGGCGUGCCCGCACUGUCCGCUGCGUUACGCCACACACAAGGGACUGCAGACUCACCUACUCAAACACACGGGCGAGCGGCCGUUCAAGUGUGAGCUGUGUGGGAAGGCCUUUACACAGAAGACCAUGCUGCAGAAACACAAAACGGUACACACAGGUGAGAAACCAUACGCGUGCGAUAUAUGCGGCAAAGCGUUCACGCAGUCCGGCUCCGUGCACACGCACGUCAAGUACGUGCACAAGAAGCUGCCCGCGCCGCCGCGCAACCGCGGCAAGCGCGACAAGCCCGACUGACAUACGCACUACUGACAUACAACUUACCCUUCGCCAGUUUGAGCCGGCUAUAUUACUAAAGUAACAUCGCCCCG